UUGGGCAACUGCUUCUCAUCAGUCGAUCGGUGCGAGCGCGAGAAGUUUCAUCGAAUUGACAAGUAAAUUCGAGCGAAUUUAAAUUGUAAAAAUAAAAAUAAAAAAAAAAAUAAAUUUGUUAAUACAAUAAUAACUAAUCGGUUUGAUUUCAAAAUAGGCGCAGUGAAACAACGAAAUACUAUUUAACCAGAGGAGAUUGCUGUGAGCUGCUAUAUAUCCCACGAAAAUGGCGAGCCUAAUGCGUGUACCAUCGAUUUUGGCCAAAAAUGCAGCGGCAAUGCUACGCACUGCCUCUGUCGUGCCGCAACGUGAACUGCACAUAACCCAUGGUAAAAAUGAUGCUAAAGUACGCACCGAUGCCAUCUCUAAGGAGUAUCCAAUUGUCGAUCACGCUUACGAUGCUAUCGUAGUUGGUGCUGGCGGUGCUGGUUUGCGUGCUGCUUUCGGUUUGGUUGCUGAAGGUUUCAAAACAGCUUGCAUCUCCAAACUCUUUCCCACACGUUCGCACACAAUUGCCGCACAGGGUGGUAUCAAUGCAGCUUUGGGUAAUAUGGAGGAUGAUGAUUGGAAAUGGCAUAUGUACGAUACGGUAAAGGGUUCUGAUUGGUUGGGUGAUCAAGAUGCUAUACACUAUAUGACACGUGAAGCGCCACAAGCUGUUAUUGAAUUAGAGAAUUAUGGCAUGCCAUUUUCACGCACACCAGAAGGUAAAAUCUAUCAACGUGCUUUCGGUGGUCAGAGUUUGAAAUUCGGCAAAGGUGGUCAAGCCCAUCGUUGUUGUGCCGUCGCCGAUCGUACAGGUCACUCACUAUUGCACACACUUUAUGGCCAGUCUUUGAGUUAUGAUUGUAAUUAUUUUGUGGAAUAUUUUGCGCUGGAUCUGAUCUUUGAGGAUGGCAUAUGUAAGGGUGUGUUGGCAUUGAAUUUGGAAGAUGGUACACUGCAUCGUUUCCGUGCACAAAAUACUGUCAUUGCAACCGGUGGUUAUGGACGUGCCUUCUUCUCGUGCACAUCAGCGCAUACCUGCACUGGCGACGGCAGCGCUAUGGUUGCACGUCAAGGAUUGCCCAUACAGGACUUGGAAUUCGUACAAUUCCAUCCAACUGGUAUUUAUGGUGCUGGCUGUUUGAUAACAGAGGGUUGUCGUGGUGAAGGCGGCUAUUUGGUGAAUUCAAAGGGUGAACGUUUUAUGGAACGUUAUGCGCCGGUAGCAAAGGAUCUCGCUUCACGUGAUGUUGUGUCACGUUCAAUGACCAUCGAAAUUAUGGAAGGACGUGGUGUGGGUCCCGAAAAGGAUCAUGUUUUCCUACAAUUGCACCAUCUGCCACCAGAGCAAUUGGCACAACGUCUGCCUGGUAUCUCUGAAACCGCUAUGAUCUUUGCUGGUGUUGAUGUGACACGUGAGCCCAUACCAGUGUUGCCAACAGUGCACUACAAUAUGGGUGGCAUACCAACCAACUAUAAGGGUCAAGUGUUGACUAUCGAUGACAAUGGCUGCGAUGUCGUUGUGCCCGGUUUGUAUGCUGCUGGUGAGGCGGCCAGUUCGUCAGUGCAUGGUGCAAAUCGUUUGGGUGCUAAUUCCUUAUUGGAUUUGGUUGUAUUUGGACGUGCUUGCGCGCUAACGAUUGCCGAAGAGAACAAACCGGGUGUGCCAGCGCCCAGUUUGAGGGAUAACGCCGGCGAAGAGUCCGUGGCUAAUUUGGAUAAAAUCAAGCAUAAUAAUGGCAAAAUUACCACCGCUGAUUUGCGUUUGAAAAUGCAAAAGACAAUGCAAGGUCAUGCAGCUGUAUUCCGUGAUGGUCCCAUACUGCAGAAGGGCUGUGAAAAGAUGAAGGAUAUCUACAAAGAGUUCCAAGAUGUCAAGGUCAUUGACAAAUCGAGUGUGUGGAAUUCCGAUUUAGCUGAGACACUCGAAUUGCAAAAUCUCUUAGCCAACGCUAAAAUGACCAUUGUUGCUGCUGAAAACCGCAAAGAAUCACGUGGUGCACAUGCGCGUGAGGACUACAAGACACGUAUUGAUGAAUAUGACUUCAGCAAACCCCUUGAGGGUCAACAAAAGAAACCACUCGAUGAACAUUGGCGCAAACACACAUUAACGUGGGUGUGUGGUGAUGAUGGUGAAGUCACAAUUAAAUAUCGUCCAGUCAUUGAUAAGACUCUGGAUGAAACUGUACAAACUGUGCCACCGGCAAUACGCUCAUAUUAAUUAAUUCAUGGAACAACUAACGAGAAAAACAACAAAUAAACAAACAAACUAACAUUAGUUAAUUGAAUGGGUUAACGUACAACAACAACAACAACAACAAUAUGAAGUGACAUAGCUACAUUUGCCGCCAUCUUAAGUUUAUUGCUGAAAAAAAAAGAAAAUUUACACGUUUUGUACUCUCACUCACUUUCUCGCUGGAUUCGUUAGUGUCAAGUUGCAAGCGCGUAAAUACCGUAUUCUAGGGAACUGUAAUGAAAGAAGCUAUAUAAGCAGUAAAAAUGAAAA
Ceratitis capitata (Mediterranean fruit fly) is the source of this 2491-nucleotide messenger RNA. RefSeq names its product succinate dehydrogenase [ubiquinone] flavoprotein subunit, mitochondrial (gene SdhA). Gene Ontology annotation, molecular function: flavin adenine dinucleotide binding; succinate dehydrogenase (quinone) activity; electron transfer activity. NCBI's taxonomy places the organism in Eukaryota, Metazoa, Arthropoda, Insecta, Diptera, Tephritidae. Bases 227 to 2206 code for a protein of 659 amino acids. The transcript has 5 exons. Gene Ontology annotation, biological process: tricarboxylic acid cycle; mitochondrial electron transport, succinate to ubiquinone. The record is from RefSeq and is a predicted model, not a curated record.